Saccostrea echinata is the source of this 4323-nucleotide messenger RNA. Its product is annotated as 5-oxoprolinase-like. Gene Ontology annotation, biological process: glutathione metabolic process. The coding region runs from base 8 to 3910 and encodes 1300 amino acids. Gene Ontology annotation, molecular function: 5-oxoprolinase (ATP-hydrolyzing) activity. The record is from RefSeq and is a predicted model, not a curated record. Gene Ontology annotation, cellular component: cytosol. Lineage: Eukaryota; Metazoa; Mollusca; Bivalvia; Ostreida; Ostreidae. The transcript is spliced from 34 exons.
AGGUACAAUGACAGGAAAAUUCCAGUUUGCAAUAGACAGAGGAGGAACAUUUACGGACAUCUGGGCCAGGUGCCCAGGAGGUGAAAUUAAAGUAAUGAAACUUCUGUCCGAGGAUCCACAGAAUUACAAAGAUGCUCCAAGGGAAGGAAUAAGAAGACUUUUAGAACAGAAGACAGGUAUCAAAAUGAGUGCAGAUAAACCAAUCGAUACAUCUUACAUUGAUUGGAUACGAAUGGGCACCACUGUAGCCACCAAUGCACUGCUAGAGCGAAAAGGUGAACCUAUGGCACUGGCUAUCACCAAGGGCUUCAAGGAUUUGUUGUACAUAGGAAACCAAGCUAGACCUCAGAUAUUUGAUCUUGAAAUAUCUGCUCCUGAUCAGCUAUACAGUGACAUUAUAGAAGUGGAAGAGAGAGCAGUAUUCCAGCAAGAUAAAUGCCAAAUCAAUAAGUCAUGUGACAGGGUUACAGGGGUCACAGGGGAAAAGUUGGAGAUAUGGCAGAAAGUGGACACAGAGAAACUAAAAAGAGAUUUGCAGGCCCUACUGGACAAGGGAAUUCGAAGUCUUGCUGUGGUUUUACUUCACUCAUACACGUUCACGGAGCAUGAGAAGGAAGUGGGCAGAAUUGCACAAGAAAUGGGGUUCCACCAGGUGUCUCUGUCCUCUGAUGUUAUGUCCAUGGUGAGAGUGGUUCCAAGAGGUUACACAGCCUGUGCAGAUGCCUAUUUGACACCUCAUAUUAAGAAAUAUGUAGCAGGAUUUGCAUCUGGUUUUAAAGACAACAUUCAGAACACAUCAGUUCUUUUCAUGCAGUCAGAUGGAGGUCUAACUCCAGUUGAUAAAUUUAAUGGAUCCAGAGCAAUAUUGUCUGGCCCAGCUGGGGGAGUUGUUGGUUAUGCCUUAACAACUUACAACCAAGAAACUAAACAAGCUGUCAUAGGCUUUGACAUGGGAGGGACCUCAACAGAUGUCAGCAGGUAUGCUGGUCAGUAUGAACAUGUGUUUGAAACCACAACGGCUGGAGUCACCAUUCAGGCCCCUCAGCUGGAUAUAAACACGGUGGCAGCAGGUGGUGGAUCCAUGCUUUUCUUCCGAGCGGGAAUGUUUGUUGUUGGACCUGAGUCAGCGGGAGCAGAUCCAGGCCCAGCAUGCUACAAGAAGGGAGGCCCUUUGACUAUAACCGAUGCUAACCUAUGUCUUGGACGACUUCUGCCAGAAUACUUUCCUAAAAUAUUUGGUAAAAAUCAGAAAUGUCCCCUAGACAAGGCAGCUACUGACAGGGCAUUUAAGAAACUUACAAAAGAGGUUAAUGAAUUCCUGUCUACACAAGAUGACUCACCUAAAAAGAAGAUGACCACUGAAGAGGUAGCAAUGGGAUUCAUCCAAGUAGCUAAUGAGACCAUGUGUCGACCAAUCAGAGCUCUUACGCAGGCAAAAGGAUAUGACACAUCUAAACAUGUGCUGGCAUGCUUUGGUGGAGCGGGGGGACAACAUGCAUGUGCUAUAGCACGGUCUUUAGGAAUGUCUCAAGUCUUUGUGCAUAGGUAUGCAGGUAUCCUGUCGGCCUAUGGUAUGGCUCUGGCUGAUGUGGUGUAUGAGGCUCAGGAACCUUGUGCCAAGGAAUACAAGCCUGAGUUCUUUCAUUAUUUUGAGCAACAUAUUUCUGAGUUGCAAGAUAAAUGUUGCAAAGAGCUUCUGGAUCAAGGAUUUAAAAGAGAAGAGAUAGAUACGCAGCCAUUCCUACACAUGAGAUACGACAGAACUGACUGUGCAUUAAUGAUUUCUGCAGACAACUUCCCAGCCAAUCAGAACUCCUGUAAAGCUGGUGAUUUCAAAUCAGCAUUUCAAGAGAGAUACCAGACAGAGUUUGGAUUCACCAUUCCUGAUCGUCCAAUCAUUGUAGAUGACAUCAGAGUUCGAGGAGUGGGGAAGGCUCUGACCUGUGAUGAAAAGGAUAAUCCUUCUGUUACUUCCACCCCUGUAGAAGACACGACAACCAAGUGCUAUUUUGAACAUGGAUACCAGGAAACAAAAGUCUACAUUUUGGAGAAUUUGUCAUAUGGUCAUUCCAUUGAAGGUCCAGCAAUUAUCAUGAAUGGCAACAGUACAAUUUUGAUUGAGCUAAACUGCACAGCAGCAAUAACAAAGCAAGGAGAUGUUAAAAUAAAGGUAGGGAGUGGUGUGGUGCAGCGAGUAGGACCAGAUCUGGAUGCCAUCCAGCUGUCCAUAUUCUCCAACAGGUUUAUGAGUAUUGCUGAGCAGAUGGGAAGAGUGCUACAAAGAACAGCUAUUUCAACAAACAUCAAAGAACGUCUAGAUUUUUCUUGUGCAAUGUUUGGUCCUGAUGGAGGAUUAGUAGCCAAUGCUCCUCACAUCCCUGUACACCUGGGAGCCAUGCAAGAAACUGUCCAAUACCAGAUGAAACACUGCGGGGACAACCUGAAGGAAGGAGAUGUUAUUUUAGCUAACCACCCCCAGGCUGGAGGGAGUCACCUCCCGGACCUUACAGCAAUUACCCCGGUUUUCUGGCCUGGGGAGCAAAAACCUGUAUUUUUUGUAGCCAGUAGGGGUCACCAUGCUGAUAUAGGGGGAAUAACUCCUGGUUCCAUGCCACCUCAUUCCAAGUGCAUCCAAGAAGAAGGGGCUGUAUUUAAAUCGUUUAAGUUAGUGGAUCAAGGAAAAUUUCAAGAGGAAGCUGUUACUAAAGCUCUCAUGGAACCUGGAAAUUACCCAGGAAGUAGUGGAACUCGUAACCUUGGAGAUAACCUCAGUGACCUUAAAGCUCAGGUUGCAGCCAAUCAAAAAGGCAUUAAGCUGAUCAAGGAGCUGAUAGAGGAAUAUGGACUAGAUGUCGUCAUAGCAUACAUGGCUCAUAUUCAGAACAAUGCAGAGAUAGCUGUACAAGAAAUGUUAAAAGAACUCGCCAGACGAACAAGGGAGAGAACUGGUACCACGAAACUGUCUGCCGAGGAUUACAUGGAUGACGGCGCCAAACUCUGUCUGAGUGUAGAUAUUAAUGAAGAAAAGGGUACUGCAGUGGUAGAUUUUACUGGAUCUACUUGUGAAGUUUAUGGAAACUGUAAUGCACCAAGGGCAGUAACUCUGUCAGCACUGAUCUACUGUCUGCGAUGUAUGGUUGGACAUGAUGUUCCACUGAACCAGGGAUGUUUGAAGCCUGUGACUGCCAUUAUACCAAAGGGAAGUAUGCUCGACCCCUCAGAAAAUGCAGCGGUGGUAGGUGGAAAUGUCCUGACCUCCCAGAGAAUUGUGGACGUAAUCCUAAAGGCCUUCCAAGUCUGUGCAGCUUCUCAGGGCUGUAUGAACAACAUCACAUUUGGGGACGAUGCCUUCGGACAUUAUGAGACAGUAGCUGGAGGAGCGGGAGCUGGACCAACAUGGAAUGGAAGAAGUGGAGUGCACAGUCACAUGACCAACACUCGUAUCACAGACCCUGAAAUCUUAGAAAGAAGGUAUCCAAUUAUUCUGAAGCAGUUUCACCUUAACCCUGGAACAGGGGGCCAAGGUCAACACAAAGGAGGAGAUGGCAUCAUAAGGGAGUAUCUGUUUCGCAAAGAUCUCACCCUCUCUAUUCUCACAGAAAGAAGAGUCUUCUCCCCUUAUGGAUUAAAUGGUGGAGAUUGUGGAGCUAAGGGAGUUAAUCUUAUUUACUACAAAGAUGGAAGAAUUGUGUAUUUGGGAUCAAAAACUUCUAUCAAAUGUCAGGCAGGGGAUGUAUUUUAUCUCCAGACUCCAGGUGGAGGAGGUUAUGGAUCUGAACAGGAACAGGAAACAGACACCAGAAAAAGGAAGCGGAAGUCAAGUGACGAAGGGUCAAAGGCCAAAAAAGGUCACUCCCUGGUUGGCAGAGGAAGUGUAUUUGAGUACAAAAAAGCUCAGGAAUCAGCAUAGAUUUUUUAAAUAAAAUUCUGUGUUAGGCAACAAAAUAAUCUUAGUUUCUUAGGCACUACCGAUCUUGAUACAAGUUUUAAUAAAACCGUUUUUAUUACAAAAAGGUUUUUGAAAAACUUUAUUCAGGUAUAAAGUUUAUCGAGUCUCAAAUGUAAUUAUUAGUAAUUGCAGGCAGGCCACAUUUCAUUUUGAAAUUUUGGCUUGAAAAACUACCGGUUAAUUUUUUUUCCUUAGUUAUGUUGGAAUGAUAUGCUAAGUACUCGUAUAUCCUAUAUCCCAAGACAUCUAGAUAAGUCAUUAAUAAUUGUUCUCUUUCAAUUAAAUUUAUACCAAUAAACACGUGCUCGUGAUAACUCAUCAUAACUAUGAUUGCACCAGAAAUAUUUAUUUUUUUAAAACACUAUUGUCUAAGG